AUGUGCAAGUACAUCUAUCACCACUUUCCGACUUGCGGACACAUCUCCAACUGGACUAUUAUUAGCUGUCUGGAUCUGACUCACCAAAUCCGUACACUUGGUCAAUGUCAGGGUCUGACUUGCGACCGGGUCGACGUCAAGCAUGACUUCAACCAAAGGGCCAGCGAGAGUUCCUGUGCGCAAUGUGACAUUGAAUGGUGUGAUGCUGUCAGCUACGACAAUAUGGAUGACUGGCUGUGCCAAAAUGGCAGCACCAUGGAGGGUAUUAAUGCAGACCAACCCCUGUUUGAGUAUUCCGUUCGUAUGAACCCUAAUGCGAGCAGUGAUCCAGCUGAGUCUUCCUCGUCCAAUUAUGAUACAGACGAGCUGUCUGAUAUGUCUGCAAAUUGCAGCUUCGCUGUGAGACCCAGUCGGUCUGACUCUCCAGGUAACUCCCUUGAAGACGAUGAGGACUUUGUAUCCUCCUCUCCGGUUUUCCGAGUUACAAGUUCAGCGUUCACUCUUUCUAUAACCGACAAAAGCACACAAUCGGAUUCAGAUAGCGGUGAUAUGGAGACUCCCGAAUCUUCCGAUUCACGCCGUCAUAGGCAUAUUCGCAUUCGCUACCGACGCCCGAUCUCUCAUCGGGUCCAGGACUUGGACUGCUCGGAGGAUUGUGCAUCGGUGAACACUGACAGUGAUCAAUCACCCAUUGCUUUCGCACCUAUGACAUCGCCCAAAGAUAGCACAGACAGCCUUUAUGCGUCCAGUAUGUUCAGCGAGACUGAUUUCUCCGGUACCUCUAGCAACGCUGGUAGCUCCGGUCCCCGAACAGCCCUGCGGAGUAUGUGUUAA
Penicillium maclennaniae is the source of this 834-nucleotide messenger RNA. RefSeq lists its product as uncharacterized. The transcript has a single exon. Lineage: Eukaryota; Fungi; Ascomycota; Eurotiomycetes; Eurotiales; Aspergillaceae. The coding region runs from base 1 to 834 and encodes 277 amino acids. The record is from RefSeq and is a predicted model, not a curated record.